Molecule: messenger RNA, 1052 nt
Organism: Carassius gibelio (silver crucian carp)
Lineage: Eukaryota; Metazoa; Chordata; Actinopteri; Cypriniformes; Cyprinidae
Product: histone H4
Exons: 2
Coding region: 46-357 (103 amino acids)
Biological process (GO): nucleosome assembly
Cellular component (GO): nucleosome
Molecular function (GO): DNA binding; protein heterodimerization activity; structural constituent of chromatin
Source: RefSeq, a predicted model, not a curated record
CGCGCCAUUAAUCUUCGUUUAAUAUCAAGGGAGAUUAUCAUCAUUAUGUCUGGAAGAGGCAAAGGCGGUAAAGGACUCGGGAAAGGAGGCGCUAAGCGUCACCGUAAGGUGCUGCGCGAUAACAUCCAGGGAAUCACCAAACCCGCCAUUCGUCGUCUAGCCCGCCGCGGCGGAGUCAAGCGCAUCUCCGGUCUGAUCUACGAGGAGACCCGCGGUGUGCUGAAGGUGUUCCUGGAGAACGUGAUCCGCGACGCCGUCACCUACACCGAGCACGCCAAGAGAAAGACCGUCACCGCCAUGGACGUUGUGUACGCGCUCAAACGACAGGGACGCACCUUGUACGGUUUCGGAGGAUAAACCGCUUCAGAUCCGAGAACAAACUCAACGGCUCUUUUAAGAGCCACCCACACUCUCACUUAAAGAGCUCUUGGUGCUGCAUAUUAUACGAAAAGUGUUUAUACAGCCGUUACAAAUAGUUUAGUCUUAUGGAUCUGAUAGGUCGUUGUUGUUUUUAAAGAUGCUUUAAGCAUCAGUGCAUUUUAGACGUUUACGUUAAAAUAAAAAGUUUUAUUAACUUUUCUUUAUUCUGUUUAAGAGAAAGAAUAUCUGAUUUAAGGCUUAAAGUUUAAGGUUACAUACGUAGAAUUAUUUCGGCAAAUAAAGGCGAAUCUAUUUUAAUCAAAGGGCUUUUUAUUUUACAUUUCUUUAAACUAUAACAACCGAGCUCCAGGUCAAGAUAUAUUUGAUUAUAUAGCGCUUUUAACGAUAAAGAUUGUGUCAAAGCAGCUUUGCAGUAUUACAUAUGAAAAUUGUGUUAAUAAUGCAAAAGAACAAUAGUAAACACUCAAUGUUAAACAAUCGAUGCUUUUUGGCUAUUUUUCCUUUGUAAUUUCCUUAAUGGAUUUAUAAUAGUUAAACAAUUUGUGCAUGAUAUUUAUCUAAAACUAUUUAUUUUCUCAAAAUAUAUACAUAAAAAAAAAAAAAAAAUAGCGAGAAAUGAAACAAACAACCCAGUCGGGUAGGUGUCGUUCAAACGUGGUGUGGUGGGUGGG